UAGUAAGGUCGACCCCACCAUCCAAUCAGGUCCCGUAGCUCAGUCGGUUAGAGCGUGGUGCUAAUAACGCCAAGGUCGCGAGUUCGACCCUCGUCGGGACCAUGGCCUUCUUUUUUUGUUUUUGCACAUUCCGUCCUCUCUCUAUCUAGACAGUAUAAGGAAUUCCGGUUAUUUUUUCCUCCUCCCACAGACAGAAGUGCCCUGAAUGCAAUCCGACGGAGCCGGAACGGGGUACUCGGGAAAAUCUCGUAUUAUUGUUUUGUCUAGCUUCAAUGCAGGAGUGCGAAUGGCAUGAUGGAGUAGGUACACACUCAGGACGAGUCCAGGUGACACAACUUUGCGCCGCUCUACCAUACACCGCAGUCACCUUCGGAACUCCGUAUACCCAGACUUCUGGUGCUAGCAAUAGUGCACUGUCUGAUACGUAUAAAUACGGAGACUAUAUCGGAAAGGUGGGUUUUCAAAGCUAUAGACCGACCCCAAACGAGGUAGAUAUAAGCGUCGGGUUCAGCGAGAGCAGCUCAGAUGGGAGUAAGGGAAGGAAGCUCAUGAAAAUUCCUGAUUUUGACCAUCUGCUACGUAUGCGUGCAAAUAAACACCUAUUCUGAGAGUUUAACAUGCUAUUGUUCAGGACAAGGUCCUACUAAGCUUCAAGCUAGCCGGUUCCAGGAUUCUGGAUCUGGGGAGAACCAGUACCGCAAAUGUUCGAUGGAUCUUGCAGACAAAUACACAGUCACGUACGAGAUCGGAUAAGCUAAUGUGAAAGCACGCUAUUGAUUAUGAGAUUCUUUUAAACGUGGGUAAAAAUGCCAUGGUUCUGCA
Molecule: messenger RNA, 822 nt
Organism: Paecilomyces variotii
Lineage: Eukaryota; Fungi; Ascomycota; Eurotiomycetes; Eurotiales; Thermoascaceae
Exons: 2
Coding region: 273-608 (111 amino acids)
Source: RefSeq, a predicted model, not a curated record